GAAAGGACCCUCCCACUCCCAGCGGAACAACAUGAAUGCAGGAAGCUCCGGAGCCGGCUUCGGUGAGAUUAAAUGUCAUUCAUUCAUACUGAAAUGAAACUAUUAACCUUCGCUUUCAAGGGUAAUUUCACCAUUAAUGAGAGACUUAAAUAUCGACAGACUGUGAGCAAACCGGGUUGUUUCGUUUUGAGUAGGAAAUGUAAGCUAGCUCAGGUAGCUGUCAGGUAGCUUUAGCUCGCUUUGUGUUCACCGACUACUAACGGGCUCCGAGUGUCAGUAUUAGGAGCAUAUACAGGUUCAGGACAGUCAUACCUUCAUGUUUUCUACAGAUAAUACAGUUCAUGUUUUGUGGGGUUCAAGAAUAGUGAUGUAGAGUUCAGGGAAAUGUCAUUGAAACAGUCCGGAUGUCUGUGCUGCGCGCUGAUUGGAUGAAGGAUCCACGCUGAAGUUUUCUAUUGGAUAAAAUUCACCAAACUGUUUAUUUACCAGCGAGAGCGUUGAAAGCAGUAACAUACUCAUGUCAGUAAGAUAGAGUCAAAGUAACUAUGAGUUCCUCCACCUCUUCGGUCCGGUACCUCUGCCUUCCUUCACAUUUUACAUCCUUAUUAAAGAUCAGGACCUUUAGCUGACUGGAUUUACCUUCUCAGGAGAGAUUUGACACCUGGCCCAAAGUAGGGCUGGGUGAUAAAACGGUAACGAUAUAUAUCGAAAAUUAAUUUCCCUCAAUAUCAAUAUAAAACAUGGUCAGUGGUCACCUUUCGAUAGUCGUCAUUCUGCCAUGUUUUAGUAGACUAUAGGGGAGUUGCUCCGGGUUUGCGUCAUGCUGAACCAAUCAUGCGCUGAAUUUAGGUCCUUAUUAACCGGGACCGUUUUUGUCGUGCGAUUAUUUCGGACGUCACUAUUUUUUUUCAAACCCGUACAGGGUUUCCCCUACAUGCAAUUGAUCGUGGUGCACUGCCACGGCUAGAAAAAGGCGCCACAGCUAAAAAAAAAUAUGUUUUUAUCUCACAUAGUUCUACCUCAGACUCGUAUAUCAGCGCUGUUUCCCCUACAUUCGUUUACCGCUGAAUGAUUCUACAUGCACUGUGUGAGCACAACGACACACAACGUUAUUUGUGACUUGUUGUGAGUCAUUAAGGAGCAUCAAAUCCUGUCGGACCCUCUCCUAUCAAUGUGAAAGGUAACGUUCAAGCUUAUACACGGCCUAUAUAGCGAGUAACGUGGGUAACGCAUCGUGAAUGGAACAGCGUAGCUUCAGGAGCGGCAACAGCGGUAGCAAUGACGUAGUAUAGUCAGGCGUGUCAAAAUUUGCCUCCGGAUAUUUCGUACUUUUGCGUUCUAUAUUCGUGUCGGCCCCGUGUGUAAGGACCUUCAGAACCAAGUAGCAAACAACUGUGUAGUAGCAGGCUGCAGCUAUACGCAACCAUCGCACUUUAACAUGUGAAGCUGAAAGCACUGUUGGCGAGAAAAAAAGAAAAUGAGUGCAAGGAGCCCAUGACGCCUGUGCCGCUGAAACAUCCCACCAUUCAGUCUGCUUUCUCUUGCGCAACGCCUUACAACAAAACAUUGAAGAUACACAAAGACCUCACAGAUGCAGUAGCUCAUUGUAUUGCAAAAAACAUGCUACAAAUAAGCACUGUUAAAUUUCAUUUUUUACAUCUUGAUAUAUAUCGAUAUUGAAUUAUAUGAAAAAAUAUAUCACGAUAAACUUUUUCCCAUAUCGCCCAGCCCUAGUUUACAAGCAGGGACAUUCUGGAUAUCCACUCUCAUCACACUGCAGCCUCUGACUGACAUGUAGUCGGCCUCUUCAGUGCGGUUGUUAUAGAUUUAAAACAUGAAAUAUAAGUUAUUGAAACAAGGAAUCAAUUAAAUUUAAUUUAUAGGUUUUGUCCAUUCUGUUCCAGUCCUGCUCAAGACAGUAUUUUAAACUGAUCUUAUCACCAAGUUGAUGUUAUUAUAAUUUUUCCCAGUCACACACAUGAAAGUGAGAUGAUUAACCUUCUUUGUUUGGGGGAAUUUAAUUUCAUUUAGUGAUCCAUCCAUGACUAAUGUGCUGGAUCCCUGUGAGUCUUCACUGAGCUUUUGAGCAUCACUUUUAUUUUUGGAUCCUGCUCUUGAAACACUCUGCUGUCAUCCAUGAACAUGUCUGAGUUUGCUCUCUCUAACAAAAAAAUCUUGAUCUGAAUUUCUUGGGGUUUCUUUUUUGGAUCUUCCACAUACUCUCUACUUCACGACUUCCUUCCACUCUUUUUCAGGCAUAGGCUUGAAGAUGUGGCUUCUGCAUGUCCUGCUGUUGUCGCUGCUCUCUGUCGUGUCUGGAGGUGCAGACUCAAAGGCUGUCACCACCACCCUCACAACCAAAUGGGCGGACACUCCUCUGCUGCUGGAGGCCAGGUGAAGUUUUUACAAGUGUAGCAACUCAUUGGGCUCAUCACAUCAGACUUUAAAUAUUUUAAACAAAUACAAGAUGAAUUAAUGUCAUAACCAAGGCUGUGAUUUAAAGAGUGUUUAAACUUCUUAUAUUUGAUGUAGCGAAAUUUUUCACCCCAAAGUAGCUUUUAAAUUUCCAGCGGCAUUAAGACAGUUUGUCAUAUCCACAUACACAAGUGAAGCAACUCUUUUCUUCAUCCCUUCUCCCCCAGUGAGUUCCUGGCAGAGGAAAGCCAUGACAAGUUCUGGGACUUUGUUGAGGCCAAUCAGAACAUCGAGGGAGAGCAUGACGGUACAGUAAAAGCUGCUUCUGCCACCCUAGACCAGUUUUCACUUUCGGUCUCUUUGCUACGAGCAGCUGAAUUUAUGAUGUUUGUGCAAGCCGCUUGGCAGCAGUUGCAGCGUCAGUGUUUUGGCCAAACACUUAUGCAAGCAAUAACAGGAGAGAUGAGAGAUGCAAACUGUAUUUCAGCUCAGUUUACCUGGUUUCUGCUUGUGUUACAACAGAUAGAGGAAUGUAAAGAGUAAAAUAUAUCUCUCUAAAGAACACAGAGUUAGCUCCUUACAGCUGUUUUUUUGUGUAUCCUCCUCAUGCAGACACAGAUCAGGCGUACUACGACCUGAUUAUAAAGAAGGCCAGCGCCUUGCUCAGCUCCGUCCAAAUGAACAUGCUGAAGUUCGCCCUUUCCCUGAGAGCCUACUCUGCGACAGUGCACUCCUUCCAACAGGUACCAGGAGGAUGAUUUGAUUCCUGCUGUGUGCACGUGUGCAAGAAGUUUCAUGUUCUUUUAACAUGCUGCUCCUUCCUUCAGAUAGCGUCCAAUGAGCCUCCUCCUCCUGGCUGCUCAGCCUUUUUCAGCGUCCACGGAGAAAAGACAUGUGAUGCAGAAGGUUUAGAGGCUCUUCUGAAAACAGCUGCUCAGAGGUAAUGAAAGAUGAAAACAGCCCAAACGUGACAAUGAUCAAUUAAUUAUCAACCAUUGAAAUAAUAGCUGAUCUAAAAAUCGACUCCACUCUCUCUUUCAGGCCAAAGCCAUAUCUUUUUAAAGGAGAUCACAAAUACUCAGGAUCAAAUCCAGACGCUCCUGUUGUCAUUCUCUACGCUGAGUUUGGGACAUCAGAUUUCCAGAAGCUACAUGAUGUCAUAUCAUCCAAAGUCCAUGAAGGGCAGGCGUCUUAUGUGCUGCGACAUUACCUGGCUGUAGGUGUUUCUUAUACUCACAUAGAGGGGACAUGCGUUUGAGCUAGGGCAGUGUCAAAAAAUAACACACAUUUUCUCUAAAUGUUGUACCAUCUAGAUUCUACAGGAAGCGUGUGUGUUACAUCGCAGUGCCCACUCAGGAGCUAAUUUGUGGUCACUGUGGUCCACAGAGAGUGCUGCGGUGCUUCUCAGCUCAAUUACAGAGGCGUUUCUCUGCUCUGCUAAUGAUAAAUGUUGGAUCUGAUUUUUUUUCUUCGAUGGAACGGAGCCAAUCGACCCAAACAGGAAGUCAGUCGUGUGAGCGUUAAAAAACAUCUGCUCAAGCCAAAAUAAAAACAUAUACAAGCUCCAAACCAUAGUUUCAAGGUACAUAUUUUUACAGCAUAUUUGGUGCAGCACAGAACUUAAGGUCCUCCAAAUGGAAGAUAAAUACGCAUAUGCACAUAGAUCACACCAUCUCUUUUCUUUGUUUUCCUCUGGACAUUUUUAGAAAGACUUUUGAGUCAAAUUUUCUCGAUUUUUGAGGCAAAAUUUUCAAAAAUAUACAGUGUAGUCCAAUGAAGUAUGCAGAAUCUAGCAUAUUAAAAAACCACCCCAUCCUUUAGUCCGUGUAUUAGUGUAUCAGCUGCUGAAGAAACAAGAAAGGCCUGCUUCGUCUGUUCUAGGCUACUAUAAAAACUGCAUUUUUAUAGAUUUAUGGAGUAACUUCAGUAACCAAAACACGACUAUGAAUGAAAACAUACUAGUUCAGUUUCUGCCUGUCAGGUCCCCCUCAUUAUUACACACUGGCUCUUUAAGGAUGAAGGCAGAGAGAGUGAUGCUUCCGCCUCCAUCCUUUGUGAUCAUGAUAUGCAGUGGUACUGAUGUUGAUUUAAAAGCACUCGUGCUUCAGUUAUGUUCCUUGUAAGAAUAAGUCAGCGUAAGUGGGCUCCUCAUUUCCACUUGAGAUGAAAAGAGCCUCUAUAAUUUAUUUUGUCAAGUUGAAGUGGGAUUGCUUCUUCCCUUACAUGCAAAUAAAGUCGAUAUAUUUUUUUCCCCUUGUAAUUAUGCUAAAUUAUUCCCACCAUCUGCCUGUAAGAUGCAAAAGUUUUUGGUAUCAGAGAGGUUGUAACAUUUAAACACUGUUUCAACAGUUGUGGGCCAAUGAGAGUAGAGUCGGAGUCUUCAAGCAACAGCUGGUUGUCUGUACUUGAAAGCUGUGAGUGUAGUCAACAAAAAGCAGAUUAGGGUAAUUUUUUUCUACGACAUACAAACAGAAGAAGACAGAGAAAGUAAUAGAGCAUUUUAUAACUACAGAAACCACCAGGGCGAUUUUUUCUGUGCUUUUUCUCACUGCAUAAGAUUUGGGAACAUAAUGAGGUUUGCCAUCAGUGCAGCUGGAGUGAGGCAUUAGCUGUAAAUGGGUUCAAGAAAAGCACAACACUGACGGAGAGACUCCUCCCUCUAAUCCUUUUUGUCUUCUUUUAUUCUUUACUACAGAAACCAAGUGCAAAAAAAGUCUUUCUGUCGGGGUACGGAGUCGAGCUGGCCAUCAAAAGCCAGGAGUACAAGGCAAAGGAUGAUACUCAAGUCCAAGGUGCACACACACACACACACACACACACACACACACACACACACACACACAGUAUCAAUACUCUCUUGCCCUCCACAGUGUAAUCCCAGAGGAGUCCUGAUGUGAAUAAUGAGUUAAUUGAUCGUGGUUUCAGGCGCGGAGGUGAAUGCUACAGUGAUCGGAGAGAACGAUCCAGUGGACGAGGUCCAGGGAUUCCUUUUUGGCAAGCUGAAGUGAGUGACUUUGUGUCAGCCAAUGAUAAAAAUUCAAAGCUUGGAUUAGCUCCAGGAGCUGCAGCACGCUCGCGUCAGCCAAGCCUUUUUUCUCCGUCCUAUUCUCUGCAGUUUAUUCCCUCAAAGCAGUGACCACAACCUUUUUAUCUCUGAUCAACUAACCUCAAAACAAACAAACGAGUCUCUGAAUCCCACAGCUCAUUUUAGUACACACACACACACACUCAUCCUUUUGAUUUGUCUGCUUUGCUUCAACAGGACCCUCUAUCCGGAGCUGAAAGAACAGUUAAAGGAGUUGAGGAAACAUUUGGUAGAAAGCACAAACGAAAUGGCACCUCUGAAAGUCUGGCAAAUGCAAGGUGGGUCUCCCCCUGGAAGUCUCCUCAUGCCUGACACCGUUUUUGUAAAUGUUUGCUUAUGUUGACUUUACAGCGAGUACACACUGUUGCAUUCGCUUAACUCUUAAACGCAGAGUUAAACAUCCAUCUUUUUUAUGUGCUCGAAAGUGACACAGAUGAUAAAAUUAAAGUUGGCACCAUCCUGACAGGCUAAUGAAAAUACAAACUGUGGGGCUCUUUGAGGAUACGCUAAAGAUAAACAGUUCUGCAGCUUUCUGUUAGCACCUGAAGGCAGUUUUUCUGUCACCUCGAGUGCGUGGAAUCAAUUUUAUGAUGCUUAAAUACACCCUCUGGUCUCAGACGGCGCUCUGGGUGCGUUUAGUUUCAUAGCUACAGUUGAUAAUUAUCUGAUGGCAGCAAUCCCAGAUCUUUAUCCAAAUAUAAUCAAUUAGUUCUUCAACCAAAUACAUCUAUCAGACUGUCUGUCUGGGCCAUGAGGGACUAUUUUCUUCUUCUACUAUAGUAAUGCAAAAUAAAAAGUUUUGCAAGAUUUCAUUUUGUGAUUUUUCACCGGUUUGUUUCUGCUCGAAAUCAUUUCCUGGAAACGGUGAACCAUUCCGCUUUCUAGAAGGAGCAUUUCUAAGCGUCUCUUCCGAUGUUUCAUGAGUUUGAUACACUCUAACGAUGCACAGAUCAUAAAUAAAGGAGCCGCAGUUAUUUGUGGCGUCUGCCGCUUUAAUAGGGAGAUCAUUCGCUCAUCUGCGAUUCAAACGUGCAGCUGGAAAUGUAUCCGCCUGGUUUUAAAUCAAUGGCAGUGGUCGAUCAGUGUCUUCUUGAGACAUUUGAGCCAUAAUAUGUUGAAGUUAUGAGAUCAUAGUCUGCUGCAUCAUAAAAGCAUUAUUGAUUAGAGCUGCAUCAUCUAUUUUACUACUCAUUGAACACACAGUGCGUCUUUGAAUCAUAACCCUUCUGUGCAUAUGUUUGCUGUCGCCCUGCAGUUUAUUCCGACUUUUGCAUAAAUUCUAUUUGUAUUUCUUUGAUUAGAGCCGGUCAGGAUGUAAGCAUUAGGCUGCUUUGACUGCGCUGAAUAAAGGAUGCGAGGGGAUGAGAGAGUGGGUUGAGCUCGACUCUCGGUCUGUCAUGUGGGCGUCUGUCUUUAUCUUCCGGCCCGCUGGGGCUCAUUAGCUCAGCCUGUUUACAAAGAGAAGGAGACCUCCAGGGGCUAAUAAUCACACAGGCUACAACACCAUUACUGAGAUGCUCGCUGCACUGAAAUAAUCCUCUCUGCACUCUUCAUGUCCUAGAAAGCAGAAACUCUAAAUGGUCUUACACAGUGUCAGUACUUCUAAAGAGUUCUCCCUUGUCUUAGUGCUGAUAUGUAUUUUUUUUUUCUGCGGUUUUAAUCCCGCUGUAAUUCCUUCCGAUGCUUUGAGAUUGUUUAAUUAAUGCCUCUGAUGUGAAGACAAGCAUGUUAACAUGGAAUUGUGUGCUAAUUCGCGCGUUAAUUAGCUGAACUAAUGAGGUUUUUGUAGCAAAGGUGGUGUCAGACUGAAGAUCCACCACCUGGCUCUGCAUUAAAAUGUCUUUAACAAUAAUGAGACUGAUCUCAAUGAGGUUUUUGACAGAUGCGCAUUUGGAUUUGUCUCUUGUUUUUUGAAAUUACUGCGAAAUUGACAACUUUACUGAAAGCCUCAGUUUGAGUUUAACAGUACUAGAGUUGUAGUUGAGUCACUGAACCCCGAGUCCAAGUUAAGUCUCAGUGUUUAAGUGCAAGUCUGAGUCAAAGACACCAGAGAAACAUCUGAGUCAUGUAUUGAGUCGCCCGAGUCUUGGGUCCAGGCUUCAUCCUCCACUUUGGCACAACUGAAGAGAUGAUAUACAAGUUUAUGAUAUUAAAAUACUGCAGUAUCAUCCCACUGCUCAUGCACCUCUUGCACUAAAUUACUCUCAAACUUGAUUCUUCACAAACUUAAUCCUCUUUCUGGGAGAAAUUUGCUCAUGCUCUUUUUAUUCAGUUGAAACUUUCUCUCUUUUCUUUCUGAGCUCUCUUGCGUGUUUCCUCAUCACUCUCUCUCUGCCUCUGUCCGAUCAUCUCUCUCCCAUGUUUUGCCCUCUCUUCGCCCUUCUGUUAAUCCACCCACCUAUUCUCUUUCUUCACAGAUCUGAGUUUCCAGACUGCGGCUCGCAUUCUCGCCGCCCCUGCUGCCGAAGCCCUCAACGUCAUGAAAGACCUCAGUCAGAAUUUCCCAACAAAAGCCAGGUAAAGAAGAAACAGACGAUCAGGAGCUUUAGAGAGAAGUUUUUUCUACACGUGGGUAUGUAGAAGUAAAGAGUUUUACAGCUCAAAUCUGGUCCUUUCCCCCCCUCACAGAUCCAUCACCAAGACUGUGGUCAACUCUGAGAUCCGCAGAGAGAUUGGUGAAAAUCAAAAGGUUUGUUUGGUUAUCUAUUAUCUCUAAGUUUAUCGUUUAUCAAACCUUUAAAGAUUUCCUCCUGUCAUAUUCAGAACAAUGAAAACAUUUAAGAGAUAUGCAUCAUGGGAAUACACCUCCCUUUAUGGUUGUGACCCAUUUUAUAGUGCAUACAUCUUAGUAGGAUAAAACAGAGAUCAUCUAAGACGCACAGAAAGGAGGAAAAAGUGGUGAGAGAUCCAACACAUUGUUCAAUUUGCAUCUUAAUGUGAUUUCUUUAGGUAUGAAAUAGUGUUUGUUAAUAUAGAAACGGCAAGAACAGCUGGACUCUUCAUAUUUUAUCAGGUUACACUCAGCAGGAGCUUCCACUUAGAGAUCCAUUUUUACCUACUCGGUGCCCCAGUGAGAAAUUACAGCAUCAGACAGGAUUCACAAUCGACUAAACUCCAAUCAGUAUUAUAUGACUCUGCUCUACUUCCAGCUUUAUUACUUACACUUAAAUCACCAGAGCCUGACUGUUAGACGGGAUUAUACGAUCAGCACCAGACAGACACUGUAGACUGUUUGUCAGCAUUAAAUAUCAGGAUAUAAUGUGAGCAUUAGAAUCACCGGUUCUCCAUCUGUGCACAUUUGAAACCCAUUCAAAAUAUCCAAACUAAAUAAAAAUAAACAUGUAAAUAUGCAGUCUGAUUUCAGCAAUGUGCUCAUUGUAUGCAGCUGUGUAGUACGAUCCUGCUAGCUGGGAGUAGCUCUGGUAGUUGUGUGUGGAUUCACUGCCCACCAACUUAAGCGGAGACCCACUUCUUUCCUCAUCAUCGGUCACUUGUCUCAAAUUUAGGAGUCUUUUUUUCAACCACAGCAGCUCUCCACGAGGCUUAUUUAUUUGAUAGUAUGUCACCAUCUGCCUUGUUUGCAUGGUUAUAACCCAUUGAUGGAGAAAAGGUUAUGAAGCGUUCAAGUCUUACUCACUAUCUAUCCAUCUGUAUUCAAGCGCCAUCUUCUGGGUAAAGUAUUGUAUUACAACAAAAGACCUCUAUGCAUUUAAAACUGGUGUAUUAUUUAAAGUGGUUUAUCGUACAGACUGCACAAUUAUGGCCAAAAUUGUAAUCAUGAUUUUUUGGUUAUUAAUAACUAUUUCUUAUCAACUGUUGCCAUGACUGGAUAAAGAAAAAAGUCUAGCUAAUACAGACAGACCUGGAUUACUCACUGUUUGUCUCUUAGUCAUUAGUGCUCAUUAAUACUGCAGCACCACUCUCUAUCCCUCUGCUUUACUAACCCACACUUGAUCCUCCUGCUUUUAGUUUGCUUCGCUGCAGAUGGUUUUCUGUCCUCUUAGUUUUGGACUUUUAAGAUCGCUAAUUCAUUUACACCAACCUUCACACCAACAUGCGGAUCACGUUUUAUUAUGAAAUCAGUGAGACUUUUUAAAACGAUAAUCGUGUUAUUUAAGUGACUUUGUAAAUUUAUUGUCAACAGGGCGGACACAAAAGAAUUGUGUGUGCGUUUAUGUUUGUACAUGUGAGUUGAGUGUGUUUUUUUUUGUGUUUUUUUUCCGCAUUUUGAGGUCUGAUUACUUAAUCAAGAUUGUUUAAUCUCACCUGACUAGCUAAACCAAAUGUUAUUUCUCUUAGCAUUUACCAGUUGUGAUUAGGGGUGUCCCUAUACAACUUUUUUACUUCCGUUUCCAUAUCGAUCUUGUGGCCUUCAGUAUGACCAAUAUUGAUAUUGAUCCAAUAUUGGCAAAAAAAAAAUGUGCAUGGCAAGUUUUGCACUCAGCUGCAACGUCUUUUUCGGACUUUAAUGAAAAAUACUGCCACACGGCCGACAUCCCCUCUAGUUCUCGCUACUUUGUUAGUACCUUAGUACACACUGUUGUUGUGAUUACAUUGGCUCUACAUGCUGGAUCCAUGCGCUGCUAGAUAGAAGUGCUGGAGCAGAGUCUGGAAUGGACUGCUUGUAUCGGAGUGCUUAUAUUGAGGAUUCUAGAUGCAGGCCGAUAUAAUCCAAUAUUUGUUUUUUGCUGAUCCCGAUAUCGAUAUCCCUUGUUGUGUCAGCUCCUUUGUUGUCGUCAAUUUUUAAUGUGGGUUAUUUUGCACUUUCCCAAUCCUCAAAUCUCAAAUUUGAUCAAAGUUUGGAUCAGAAACUUGUCAGCGUCUUGACAACUUUAUCCUCUCUUAAUCAACAUGCUGGUGCUUUUCCCUCCGGCUUACUGUGCUGUUGAGCAGUCAGGGAUAAUUUAAGUUUCGUUGUUUACUUUUCUAAUCCAGUAAAAGUAGAGAAUAAAGAAAACAGAUUGCUUAUUGCACAACCCCUCAGCCUCUAAGCCGUCUCAAAGGAAGUGCCUCAAAGAAGACGUACUCCUCCCUUUUUUUGAUUUGUUUCGUUUCUCUUGCCUUUUAUUACCUGAUAUAUUGCGGACAUCAUCCGACUAGAAAAGCAUUCAGUGUCCUACAAAGUGUUUGCCUUUGCUCCGCUAAUAGAAGAGGUAAUCAUCCCUUUUUCUUGUCACGCAUUUCUUCACUCCUCCUGUCUUCUCACCCUCCCUCCCUCCUCUUCCUCAAGCUGUGCUCACAUUAUCUUGGUGUGCAGACAGGAGUUUGGGUGGGUGGCGGGGGUGAGCGGCAAACGUCCUAAUUACUGAAUCUGUGAUUCAUUCGGCGGGCGUGCAGAGUCCUGCAGCGAGAAAUGAUUAUUGAUUGAAGUAGUUUGGACACAUGCGCUCGCACACAGACGUCUCUCUCACACACACACAUACUGUUUAGGUGGGAUGAACAAUAUUUGUGUUAAUCAUGUCUUGUUGUAAUUGCAGUGUCUGGAGUAUGAUUAAUCUGACGUCUUUGUCUCUCUGUAAUGAGAUUUGACUGCACCAGAACGACUUUGAGCUUUCCUUUUGCCUGCGCAGACGCUCAGACACUCACACAGUUUCUCACAGCGGUGCCACACACUCUUUCUCUUAUAAUUAGAUUUGUUUAGUGCAGGGUUUGAUUGCUCUAAACGGACCGAUUUUAAACAGAGCUGUCGCCGCUCAUUUGAAGCUGAUGACAAGCCUGUUACGGCUACAUGUUCACUGUUACCUCCAGUUUUACAAACUAACUCUCCGUGAGAUGACCAGCUUUGACAAUAACACUCAACACAGUGUGGGGAUUUACUCAUUUGAUGUGAAUGUUCAGGUUGUUUAGCUACACUGAUGUUUCUCUUUGCAGUUUUUUAAAGGGACUCUGGGUCUGCAGCCGGGGGAUUCAGCUCUGUUCCUCAACGGGCUGCACAUAGACCUGGACACACAGGACAUCUUCAGGUACACACACACACACUAUCAUGGCUUCAAAAUUACAUGUAGCAUGGAUUUAAUGCCUCACCUUAAAGUGUCGGAGCUGCAGGGAAACGGCUGACACUGGUGCAAUGAAUCAGAAUAUCCUGUAAGUGUUACUGAAGAAGUGACAAGCUGCUGAUUAUAUCACACGUCGGGUCUCGUCUCUUUUAUUGGCUCUGGCGUCUCUCAUCUUUCCUCUCAAUGAGACCCCAGAGAUUCUUUAUGGAGUUCAGGUCAGGAAAGUUACCUGGCCAGUCAAAGACAGUAAAACCAGGGUGAGCAAACCUGUUUCUGGUUGUUUUGGUGCAGUGGGCAGGUGCCAGGUUCUGCUGAAGAAAGAAAUCCAUGAUCCAUGAAUUUACAACUCAUACAAUACAAAAUCCUUCACAGAACUCAUCUGACUGGACACAAAAUGCAAAAAAUGGGCUUCUCAUCAUCUGGAAAAUGUUCACACUGCUCACUAAACUGCACUGAUACCUAUAUUCAUGCAACCUGGCACUGCACACCUGUUCACCACUUCUGGAGAAACAUUACAGAAACAUUAUCCCAGAUUAUGGGCUGCCACAUCCCACUUUCCCCUUCCGUCUGUUUAUUAGGAGACCUAUCUCCAUUAAAACUUGACAAAACACACACACGUUCACUUCUAGUGGCACUAACCGUCGCCAGGAAAACUAUCCUCAUGAACUGGAAGUCACGGAACUCCAUACACAUAAUACACUGGAAAAACCUGCUCAUAGACUACAUCUCCUUAGAAAAUACAAACUCCUCUGACAAUAAUCAUAACUCUACCUGGUUAUCAUUCAUCACUUUUCUAAGCUCAUAAUCUGCCACAAACCGGUCACAACAUCAUCCAUCUCUGUUCUCUGACACUUUCAUUCCCAACUUUUUAUUUUUAUUUUAUUUACUUAUCUAUUUAUUAUUAUUAUUAUUAUUAUUAUUAUUAUUAUUAUUAUUAUUAUUAUUAUUAUUAUUAUUAUUAUCUUUAUUAUUAUCUUUAUCAUUAUCAUUAUUAUUUUUUUAUUAUUAUUGUUUAUUGAUUUUUAUUUUCUAUUUCUUACUACAUAUUACUACAAAUAUUAUGAUGAAUAUUAUUGUCAUUGUCAUUUUCUAUUAUUAUUAUUAUUUAUUUAUUUAUAUACUUACAUUUACAGUUGUUAUUUUCUGCUCGGGUCCCUGCUGGGUCGCGCCUGUUAGACAAUGACCUGUGAUCUCCUUGCCCUCCCGGCCUCCCCCCUCCCCCAGUUCUCCGCCCUGGACUGUCUUCAGAUGGCACAUCACCUCUUUUAUUGCACAUCACACUAGAUUAGGAAGAGGAACGGGGUCUCAAUCUCAUCAAAUUAUAGUUCAGGACAACCCCUCUCCUCGGUUUUAAUGCACAACAUUAGAAAGCACAUAUAUGAAAGAAAUUAAGAAAAAAUAAAUAAAUAAAAUAAAUAAAAUAAUAACAAUAAUAAUAAUAAUAAUAAUAAUAAUAAUUUAAAAUAAAAUUAAAUAAAAAUAAAUAAAUAAUUAUAAAGUAUAUUAAGUAAAUAACAAAGACUAAAUACAUAUAUAGACAUAGGGUAAGGUGUUGUGCUGCAUUCAGUCCGGGGCAUGCGGGGGUUGGGGUGGGAGUCUGGGGGCCUGGAGGGAUGCAGGUGGGUCUCGUGCGAGUGGGAAGGGACCCGAGGUGGUCCACAAAUUCCUUCUUCUUCUUCUUCUUCUUCUUAUUAUUACUAUUAUUGUUGUUAUUAUUAUUAUUAUUAUUAUUAUUGAUAUUGUUGAUGUAGUAUAAUUUUCUUUUUUUGCUUGUCUGACAAAUUGUAAUAUUUAUUUAUUAUUUUUUUUUUAUUUUCUUUUUCAUUAUUAUUUACACACACCAAACACACACACACACACACACACACAAACACACACACACACACACACACACAAAACCACAAAUGCCAUUGUUUGUUUUGUAUGUCUUGUAUUGUCACACUGCACAAAUAAAAAAAAAUAAAAAAGAAAAAAAAAAAUAUAUAUAUAUAUAUAUAUAAAUCUAAAAAAAAAAAAAAAAAAAAAAAAAAAGAAAUCCAUGAAGAGAUCUUAAAUAUUCUGGUAGACUUUAGACUCUGGACUCGAUAAAACACAGAAGACCAGAUGUGAUGCAAAAUUUACUUGAAUCUGAAAACAGGACUGUUGACUACUGAGUAAUAGUCCAGUUUUAUUUUCUUCUUGGCCCAGGUGACUUUAUAUGUAAUGAAUCUAGAAUACGCAUAAGUUUCACUUUUUGAAUUCAAUCACAGGGGAAAAAAAACUUUUUUGGACAUCUUUUAUUUUUAUUUUUAAGCUGAAUAUUCUGGGUUGACACCUGAAACUUUCUUGAGGGCCUGUAAAACUUUGAGAGACACCAUAAAAAUGCCACAUAGAUCAUCUCUGGUUAGCUAUAGUACAGUUAUUAUUUUGGUAAAUACAGUACAUGCCAAAAGUUUGGACACACCUUCUCAUUCAAUGCAUUUUCUUUGUUUUCAUUACUAUUUAAAUUGUAGAUUCUCAAAACUAUGAAUGAACACAUGUGGAAUCAUGUGCUUAAGAAAAAAGUGUGAAAUAACUGAAAACAUGUUUUAUAUUUUAGAUUUCUCAAAGUAGCCACCCUUUGCUUUUUUGAUAGCGCUGCAAACUUUAGCUGUUCUCUCAAUGAGCUUCAUGAGGUAGUCACCUGAAAUGGUUUUUACUUCACAGGAGUGCCUGAAGUAACCCUGACAAGGUACUUCUGUCAUCAAGAGCAAAGGGUGGCUAUUUUAAAGAAACUAGAAUAUAAAACAUGUUUUCGGUUAUUUCACACUUUUUUUAUAAGUACAAAAUUCUACAUGUGUUCAUUCAUAGUUUUAAUGCCUUCAGUGACAAUCUACAAUGUAAAUAGUCAUAUAAAAAAAAAAGAAAAGACAUUGAAUGAGAAAGUGUGUCCAAACUUUUGACCUGUACUGUAUGUUUUCAUAUAAUUUAGAUUUUUUAAUGUCUAAAAAAAGCAAAGAACCCAUAGAGCAGUGGUUCUCAAGUCCAGUCCUCAAGGCCCACUGUCCUGCAUGUUUUGGAUUGCUGUGUCCGAAAUGGAUCCCUAACCCCUAUAUAGGUGACUACAUGGGGGUUACCGCCAUUUUAAGGGGUGUCCAAAACCUGAAUAAUCAAUUCCAGUGCCCCAUAUAGGCGACUCAAAAUUUCCCAUAAAGCAUUGCAAAAUGUAGUGACCAUCCGAUGGUCACUCACCGCAGGUGGGCAUCCUCUCAUGCAUUGCGUCAUGCCAUGUAGUGUCCGAAACCUCCGGUAAUUGAGUUCACUACAUAGUCAGCUAUAUAGUAAAAUCCCAAAUGGGGGUUAAUAAUAAUAAAAAUAAUAAUAAUAAAAAAUUUAAUUUGUAAUGCACUUUACAUUUACAAGAAAUCUCAAAGUGCUACAGUACACAGUAAAAAAAGAGCAUCAACAAUAAAAAAGCAAUAGAAUGUCAGUCACAGAUUAGCAUAGCAAGCAUAAAAGAACAAAAAAAAAAAAAAAGAAUAUAGGGAUUAGGGAUUGAGUGAUUCAUUUCGGACACAGCCGAUGUUUCCCUGCUCCAACACACCUGAUUCAAAUGAUGAGCUCAUUAUCAAGCUCUGUAACGGCUUACUAACGAGCUAAUCAUUUGAAUCAGGUGUGUUGGAGCAGGGAACCACUGCCAUAGAGGAAUCCUACCAAAGCACACAAAAUUAAUUAUAUAAAAGCAGCAGAUCCUAUCAACUAUGGAAGAAAAUGCUGAUUAUUCUCCCAGUGAUAGUAUUGUUUACUCAUUUUUCAAAACUAUAAUAACAACAAAAUGAAAGAAUUAAACCCAAAUUUGAAGAAGUCCAAACAACAGUCCAUUUAGCUCACUCUCUUGUAAGACUGUAAACCCACUCCUCAGGAUCCAGGGGGUUAUUUGGCUUGUGUCAGCAUGAUUUUUAAACAUAAUAGUAACUGAUUAUUAAAUCGUAUUUUGAUUUGACAACAUCAUUAACUAAUCAGAGCAGCUUCACAUGUGAUGAUUCAAGUAUUUAUAAGUAUGUUGGUUGAUUCAGUGAAGAGAAUAAUGAUUUUUUUGUUUAUUUCUUACAUGUUUUCAUUUUUAAUAGGAACCUUUACUUUAUUUUUUCCAUUAAAGAAUAAAAGUAAAGAGGCUUAUUUUCAAUCUCUGGUGCACAUCAUCUAAUUUUAGCAUUCAUAGCGAUUUUUCCUCCUCUGACUGCCCUUUGACCUCUGUGCCCUGUCCUUGCAGUGUGUUCGAGGUGCUGCGCAGUGAGGCGAGGGUGAUGGAGGGUCUUCGCUCCCUGCAGAUCGAGACCCCGUUCAUCCAUGACAUUUUAAAGCUCAACGUCCAGCCCUCUGACUCUGACUAUGCCGUCGACAUCCGUAACCCUGCUAUCAGCGUAAGACACCAACAAAAAAAAAAAAAAUUAUGUGACAUUUAAUUAGGACAGAGUUGGGAAUUUUAUCAUGCGUGCUGGGUUUGACUUUCCCUCAGGUGCUGAUAAAACUAGAGGUUCAGAAUAUCUAUAAUGUAUGAUAUGUAAUUGAAUUUUGAGGCAUUUUCAGCCUUCCAAAUUUAUGGGAAACAGGCUCCAAGUCAACGACAGCUGACACCUUUAACAACAGCUCUGAUCUCUAGUAAGGUUUAAAUCGUCUGGAGCUGUAUCCACACACUGUUUAAGGGCUUCCAAUGAAACCUCUAAAAGCGUAGCUGUAGUUAAAAUUAAGUAAUUAUUCAAACACAGUUUUGCUUAUCACAGCAUUGUAGAGUAAAAGUACCCCGAUAAUGAAUUUGAGAAAUACUGCACUUAAGUUUCGACGAAGUGUCAAGUUGAAGUCCAUCCAUCCAUUUUCUACCGCUUAUUCCUGUUCCCGGGGUUGCGGGGGGGGCUGGAGCUUAUCCCAGCAUCUUCGGGCGAAGGCAGGGGACACCCUGGACAAGUCGCCAGUUCAUCGCAGGACUGACAUAUAGAGACAAACAACCAUCCACGCUCACAUUCACACCUAUGGGCAAUUUGAAAGUGGCCAAUUAACCUAACCCCACUUAGGCAUGUUUUUGGGAUGUGGGAGGAAACCAGAGUACCCGGAGUAAACCCACGCAGACACAGAGACGCCCUGACCCGGAUUCGAACUUAGGACCUUCUUGCUGUGCGGCGACAGUGCUAACCGCUACACCACUGUGCCGCCUAUCUACACCACUGUGCCGCCUAUCUACACCACUGUGCCGCACGUCAAGUUGAAGUAAAACUCCAAAAUUAUACGCCUGAAAAAAAGGAAAUUUUAAUCCAGAGUAACCAGUCUGAGAAGAAUCAGUAUUGGAUCAUAAUUACCGAAGCACUUAUCGCUGUCAUUUUGCAGCUGUUGAAGUGUUCACCACUUGCAGUUACUUGAAUACAUCACACACCUCUAAUAACAAUAAAUAAUAACUGACUUGUUGAUUAUUUCCAUGUAAUUUAUGAGUAGAAGCAAACACUAAGUCCUCUCGCAGAUGUCCUGAAAUAAAAGUAUGAUUUACCAAAAAGCCCAUUAUCUGUGAAUUCAAGGCUUCUGGCUGCACAUUGUUUUUGUUUUUACACAUUGAAUAGACUGAGAAAUAUUAAUCACAACAUUCAAAGAAUAAGGAUGAAAACAAGAUUAGAAGAUGGGUGAAAAUAAUGGUUUGUUUCAAAGCCUGUUCUCGGCCCCCAUUAGUAAAUUGUAAUUGGUAAAAAGUAAUUUUCUCUCUGGCACUUGUCUCCCACCAGGCUUAGCGUUCCACUUUUAAACAUUUUAAGUACUUUUUUUUUCAUUUUUAGUGGAUUAACAACUUGGAGACGGACCACAGGUACAGCUCAUGGCCAUACAACGUGCAGGAGCUGCUCAGACCCACUUUCCCAGGAGUCAUCCGGCAGAUCCGCAAGAACUUCCACAACCUGGUUUGUCCAAAGACGGUUUUUCAGAAUCCAAAUGUUUCUGCACUCUUGUGAAAUGGUCUAACUUGUGUGUGUGUGUGUGUGUGUGUUUGUGUUAUAGGUGAUCAUUCUGGACCCAACCCAAGAAAACGCUGUUGAGCUGCUGAGUGUUGCAGAAAUGUUUUAUGCUAAUAACAUCCCACUCAGGUUAGUGUGGGAGGAGGUGGUUUGUAAACCGGAGGUGCAUCUUUAAAGUUAUUUUCAGUGAAGAUAAAAUGUAUUUUGCUCAUGAUAUGCAUGUUCUGAAGUGUCAUCAGUGUAAGGAUGAUUUUAUUUAAAGAAAAAAACAAAGAAAACACAGUAUUAGUGAAUGAAUUUUUAAGAAUCGACAGACUCUGCAGGGCAGUUUGGAUGUGUGCUUGAAAAUCCAUUUAAAUUCAGCCGUUUAGUCAGGCAGGUUUGGUAGACUUUUGUUUCCUCUCUGCAUGUGGCAUCUUGGGAUGGUCAGUUUGUUUGAAUACAGAUGAAGCUCCCGGCACACUCCCUGCAUUUUAACUGUCUGAUAUACAUAUGGGAGCCCGCAGUUGAAACCUUAUUCGGUGUGUGUGUGCGUUUUCAGAAUAGGGCUGGUGUUUGUGGUGUCAAACGAAGAUGACAUAGACGGCAUGCAGGAUGCAGGUGUGGCGCUCGUCCGAGCUUACAACUACAUCAGCGACGAGGUGGACAGCCAGAGUGCGUUUGAAGCCGUCAUCUCAGUGAGUAAACCUAAAGAUUCUCUUUGACACACCUGGAAACCUCAAGGAGAUCAAUUCAAAGUUUGGUUAUUUUUGUGUCUCUACUGUGCAUCUUUCCUCAUUUUUUCUUUCUCAUAUCCUCUAGAUGUUCAACCGGGUCGCUGUGGGUGGAAAGUUGAGUGUCGGGGAUGUUGUGAAAGUGCUGGAGAAGAGGUUCCCCUAUGUGGAGGUCAGCAGCGUAUUGGGAGCCGAUUCCAGCUACGACAGCAACAGGAAGGUGCGAGAGGCUGAAUGGGACGACCUUGUGCCCGAUAUUACCUUCAUUUUCAAUACUUAAGAGCACGAUUAACAAUAAUGAAAAUAGAGGUUGAAUUCAAGUAUUUAAAAGUGAGUUUUUGCAAAUAUCUGUUAUUUUUAAACUUACUUAGUGAUGGCAAAUUUGGUGAAACAUACCAAAGAUUACAAGUACUGAUCAUUUUUAUAGAUCCUUCUAAGACACAAAGUUUUCUCUCUAAUCUAGCUUUGUGCUCGUGACGGUAAAAGACUGAUGGAAUUAGAAGCAACAUCUUUUUUUUUUUUUUCUUCCUCUCUUUCAGGAGGGGCGAGCAUACUACGAGCAGACAGGGGUGGGCCCGCUCCCUGUGGUCAUGUACAACGGGAUACCCUACCAGCGUGAGCAGCUGGACCCGGACGAACUGGAGACGGUUACCAUGCAAAAGAUCCUGGAGACCACCUCCUUCUACCAGAGGGCCGUCUACCUGGUCAGUCAGAGUCCAAACUGGAGUUUGAGGAUUUUCUAGACCCAUAGUGCAUGAAACUAAAACUUGGUUCAUACUUGACACUGUGGAUUUCACAAGUUCGAAGUAACCUUGAUAUAGCCGAAGAAUAAAAGAUCAAAAGAUGAAGUCCCCCUCCAUAAAAGAAGAGAAGGUAGAGCUGGCAGAGAGGCGGCUAAGGCUGUACAAAGACAAAUGGGUCCCUUAUAUUCAGUGAUAACCUCCAUGUCUUCCUCCUAGAGAAGCUGGUUUAUCCUAACAUGAACUACAGAUUACAUAUUUAAAUAUUCCACGACUCCUUCAAAGUAAAGGUCUGUGCUUUGAGCAGGAUAAACACCACAACAAUAUCACACCUCUACCUGUCACGGACAGUUAGCUGACAGCCUGACACGGUGGUAAUACCAGUGGGUGUAUUGUUUGUGAUAAUGUGCAUGUUUAUUAUUAUUUUUGUCCUCUUUUACUGAAGCCGCUUCAAAAUAGAGUUUAUUUACAAGAGAAAGCGAGUCAACAGAAAAGCUUUAGAUGUCGUUUCGGAGAGGAGGAUUGUUCAUUUUAACAAGUACAGAGUGUUGGAUUGUAGUGAGAAAUAUUUUUCCUGUUAGGCUACAUCUUUGUGAGCGCGCCAUCUGCCACGCUUUCCUGUUUCAAUGUCGUCCCGGCACUCUGAGCAGCCAAAUGUUUGAAUUUGUUUGUUUUUUUUCAAAGGCCUCUGUUUUGUCGGGUCUUAAAGCAAAGCAAACAGUGUGUAAUUUAGUUUUUCCUUUUUGCUGUAGGACACUCUGCUCAUCAUCACUCAUGUAUUCUCCUUUUUCAAUGUCUAAUCUGAAAUUAGUUAGAGGAGAACUUUUCCUCCGAUACUUAAGACUGCAGUGGAAAGCCGGUUCAAUCUUGACGCUGCUGUCUUUGCUGUGACUUUAUGAAAAUCACUCUGACAAAUACCUCCUGCAUAUCCCUCAUUUCUGUGUCAGUGAGGAAUACACGAUGUCUUUUUUCAUGCUGUGCUCUGGUGGCUUGCAGGGUGAGCUGGCUUCAGAUCACGACGUCCUGGACUUCAUUAUGAAUCAGCCGAAUGUUGUUCCUCGAAUCAACCCUAGAGUGCUUUCCACCAGCAGGACAUACCUGGAUCUGUCCGACACCAGUGAGUACCCUCUCCGAAUGUUAAGACAAGUGCGAAAACACCAUCGGAAUAGAAACGAGACUCACGAUUCUGCUGUUGAUAUUAAGACAUUCUCAGAGGAUCAUCCUUCAUAACUUUCUAUGUCCUUUUUCUACCAGAGUCCUUGUGGAGUAGAGGGUAGAUUUUAAUAAUUUAUCAGCUCUUACAUUUGUAUAAAAAAGAAUAUUCAAACCUGAAAGUUGACUGAAAAUGACAUGAAGUCCGGGUCCUCCUUAAGUGAGUGGAAGAGGACCAGCAAGAUUUGAAGGUUGUUAGAAAUGUUCACAUUUUUGAAACAUUUCACUUUGACAUUUUUCAUCUGGGUCUCUAAAAACCAUCCCCACGUACAGCUAAGAAACUAUAUAGUUUGACCUCAUAAACGUAAAUGUCUUCUGCGUGUAUCCUUCACCUUAUAAGAGGAAACGUUUUUCAUGUUUUCUUACGUUUUCAAUUCUUCUCUAUCUCUCCUUACAGAUAACUUCUUUAUUGACGAUUACGCUCGCUUCUCCACUCUCGACACCAAAGAGAAGAGCACCGCCGUGGCCAACAGCUUGAACUACAUGACCAAGAAAGGUGAGACCGUCGCAGCGGACCCCUGAAUGACAGAGAAUGCUCGUGUCUUUUCCUUUCGUCUCUAUUGAAGAUUUUUCAGUCAUCUUCAAUCCUAAACUCUCUUUUUGUGUAUUCUCCUUCUGUCCUCUCCUCCUCCUCCUGUUCAUGUGCUUUAAAAAUUUCCCUGCAUCAGGGAUGACCACCACCAACAGGCAUGGUAAUCACCCUCCUCUUCCUCCACAUUAUUCCCACUCCAGCUCUGAUUCUUUCUGUUUUCUGUGAACUUCAUCCCUGGCAUUGUUUCGAUCUGCUUGUGGAUCUGCUACCAUCUGUGCUGCAUUUUCUCAGAAGACACACACCACUAAUAAUUACGCAUGUGACGAUUGUAGAGCAGGUUCUGAAGUGUAACUACUAAUAAGUGUGUUUACAUAACUGCUCACUAUUGUCUAACAUUGUUUCCUCCAUCUGUAGGAGAGCAUGAAGGUUCAUUAUGUGUUGUUUGGUCGUAGCCGCAUGAGGAAUGAGAUUUUUAAAGUUUGAUUUAGUUUGAAAAGUUUAAAAGCUUCAAAUUUGGGUACUUUUUAUCAGUGUUAAUUCUUCGCAGCCCAACUGCACAGAUUUUAAUCCGGUUUAUCAACUUCUAUCUUGACUGAAAACAAUGAGUCUCCUUUGCUCCUUGACAUUGCCCACGCGGCAUCAUCUUAAUUAUUCAUCUGACAGCCUCUCUUUGUGUCUUUUUGUGGUUGUCAGAUGACGGCUUCAUCCGCCCCGUGACCUUCUGGGUGGUCGGAGACUUUGACAAGCCCUCAGGACGCCGGCUGCUCUAUGAUGCCAUCAGACACAUGGUACAAAAGGAGCGUUUGAAGAUGGAUUUGAAAUGCAGCAUGAGGAAAUUUCAAGGAGUAGUUCGACAGCGUUUUUAUUUAACAAAUAUGAAACGAAGGCUUUGUUUGCUUAGCUCUGGGUAGUUUUAAGGACUUGAAACAGCCUGACACCUUGCCUAGUUCUGUCCACUGUCUACCAAGUGUGUUUGGUUCAUUUUGCAGAGGCGGCACUUCUAUAUUUGCAAAACAGUAAUAGUCAAGUAUUUUCAGUGCUCAGCUACCCAAGAGCAAUAACACUUUUAAGUGUCAGCUGUUUUUUUGUGGCAGCACUCACAGCGCUCUCAGUUAAACUUUUGGAACAAUUUGUCAACAACAUCAGCAGAUAUCUGCAAACGAGUUAAAUUUACCACACCGGCUUUUAUCAGAGGUAUAAUUUUGAGGUCUAGAACUGCUGCUAAUGCCGGGACUCUUCAGACUCUAAAGUUUCUUUCUGAUACCUCUUUAAAAGCUGUACAUGAUUUUUAGAUAUUAAAAAAAGCAUCAAAUUUCUGUCAGUGGUGUAUUAAGAUAUCUGAGAUCUGAGCAGUUUACAUCCACUUUCUCAGAUGAUGACAAACUACAUUCACCUUGUGAUUUGAAACUUUGCGUACAUGUUUUAUGGACACCAAACUUUUGAACUUUGCAGAUUUUGUUGAAAAUGUGGAAAAGCAUGGUACUGACAUCAACCUUAGGGCUGGGUGAUAUAGCCUCAAAUCAAUAUCACGAUAUAUUGAGCAGUUCACCUCCAUAACAAUGAUGUCAGUACCAUGCUUUUCCACAUUUUGUUGAAAAUGUGGAAAAGCAUGGUGCUGACAUCAACCUUAGCGCUGGGCGAUACGGCCUCAAAUCGAUGUCAAGAUAUAUUGAGCAGUUCACCUCCAUAACGGUAAACGGACGAUAACUACUCCACAAGCUGCUCAGCCCCUCCCACAUUUACUUCGUCUAUUUUAGCUGCUACAACUUUGGAACCGUCCUCCAUCUCCUCACCUGUCUUUCCCUCUUUUUUAUGGACAGGAUGGGGUGGAGUCACGUACACCAUAGCCUACGUACACACACUCAAAACAAACUUUUAUUUAUUAUUAUAUUAUAUUUAUUAUUUUUUUGACAUCAAAUACACCGAUAUGGGUGACUUUGGUUAUUGGCGUAAAUUUUGGUAUUGGUAAAUUUUCGGUUUAUCGCCCAGCCCUAUCAACCAUAUUACCUCACUUUCUCGUCCCGUAUAGUUAUGAUUACACGCUGGUUAGUAACUAAAAAGCGCAGGUUUAUAGUUUGGAUCGUGAGAAAAUGUUCACAAGGACUAAAACUCUCAAAACAAGAGAGUUAAUCUCCUCUUCUGCUCUACGACAGAAAACCAGCAACAACGUCCGACUGGGGAUGAUCAACAACCCAUCAACUGAUCCAUCCGCUGAGACGAGCCGCGUGGCCCGGGCGAUCUGGGCCGCCAUGCAGACGCAAUCUGCCAACAAUGCCAAGAACUUCAUCACCAAAAUGGCCAAAGAGGAGACGGCUGCCGCCCUGGAGAAGGGUGUCGACAUCGCGGAGUUUGCUGUCGGGGUGACUGAAUGAUCAUGUUUCCUUUUGUUGAAUCACUGAUGUUAACUCUUCGGUGCUGACUAGUUAUCUUAUUUCCUGUCCUGUUCGAUUUUCCCUCAGGGUAUGGAUGUGUCAUUGUUCAAGAGUGCUUAUGAGGGUCAGAAAUAUGACUUCCUGCUCUCCCACGCUGCCUACUGCCGGGAUGUGCUCAAACUGAAGAAAGGACAAAAAGCAGUCAUCAGCAAUGGAAGAGUGAGUCACAUUCUUCGGCCUUAUUGUUGAGAAAACUUGAAAACUGUCCUGAAACUUUACGUAUAAAUCAGUCAAUAAUGUUUCUCAUUACAGGUCAUAGGUCCACUGGAGGAGGAGGAGGUGUUUAACCAGGAUGACUUCCUGCUUUUGGAGAGCAUCAUCCUGAAAACAUCCGGGGAGCGGAUCAAGAGCAAAGUCCAGCAGUUUGGAAUCGAGGACGACAGGUUAUUUUUAUCUCUUUAUUAAAAACACGGACUGUUGCAAGCUUGCAUUUUGGAGUAAAGUUUUAAAGCUGAGUCGAGUUUUGCUGUUUUCUCUCAGGGCCAGCGACCUGGUGAUGAAGGUGGACGCUCUGCUUUCCUCUCAACCCAAAGGAGAAGCCCGGGUCGAAUAUGACUUUGCAGAUGACCGCUAUAGGUAAAAAAAAAAAAACCUUGCACAUAGUUUAGACAGAAGGUAAAAUCAGCUGCUAGAAUCUUUAAUUUCUCUAACUUUGCUUUUUUUGUGCUGUUCUCCUACAGUGCUGUGAAGAUCCGGCCUCAUGAGGGGGACGUGUACUUUGACGUUGUUGCUGUGGUGGAUCCUGUUACCAGGGAUGCACAGAAACUGGCUCCUCUCUUAUCCGUGGGUUGAUUGUGGUCUCUUGUCGGACAGGGCUCUGAUAGAUCUGUCUAGUUGAUCUUGACCCUGUCCACAUCUUGUAUUCUAACCUGUCUUUUUUACCCUCCCUCAUGUUUCACCACUUGCAGGUUCUGAAGCAGCUGGUGAACGUCAACUUACGGGUGUUCAUGAACUGUCAGUCCAAACUGUCAGAGAUGCCCCUCAAGAGGUGAGGACAGAAAAACUGAGCGCAGAAAACACACCUCAUAUCCUGGUUGUAUCAGUUUGCAUCAAAAAAGUCAAUUCAGACAUUAAAUUUAAAAAAAAUGAUUUCGAUUUCUUAUAGUUUUUAUCGACACGUCUUGGAGCCAGAGGUCACCUUCCAGGUCGACGGGAGUUUCGCUCCGGGCCCCAUGGCUAAAUUUUUGGACAUGCCUCAGUCCCCCCUCUUCACCCUGAAUCUCAACACCCCUGAGAGCUGGAUGGUGGAGUCUGUGCACACUCGCUACGACCUGGACAACAUCUACCUGGAGGAGGUAUGGCGGCAGUUUGUGUGUGAUUCAAUGUGUGGGUUCAAUCAAGAUCAUUAUCAGUGUUUAUUUUCUCCUGAUCACUUUAAAUUACUUAAAGACUCAGCUGUUUGUUUCCAGAGUAAAGUUAAAAUAUCUGUGUCUAUAUUAUAAAUGUUUUCAUUAUUCUAAGAUUUAAAUAAGGUUAGAGGGACAUUAUAAACCCCUUAGGAAGAUUUUAAUCUUUUGAUCGGAGGAAACAGAAUUUUUCUAUCAAUAAUAAGACUCUUGCAUCACUUAUUAGACUUUCUGUUACGGUACAGUUAUUACAGAUAAUUUCAUGUUGUUACUAGAUUAUUACCAGGUAAUUAACCGGUAAUUACCUAGUAACAACAUGAAAUUAUCUGGCAAUUACAUGAUAACUACUAAGUCAAUACUGUCUAGCUACCAGGUAGGUAACCUUCCAUCAUCAUACAGAAUUGAAGCCGAAUUGCUCUGGUAUUUCCAGGAUUUUCUCUGCUUCCUGGAACCACCACUUGCGCAGUAGCAUUGUAUGCAUUCGGCGGGUGAGUCGCUGUGAUAACGCUCGGCUCAAACAGCGUAACGCUACGCAAUCUUCGCACGCCCAUAGGCUGUAUCAAGUGUCAAUCAUAGAAAAUAAGAACCCCAAAUAGCUUUUGAAAAUGGAGCUGCACAGAAAAAAGAAAAACUAGACAGUAUUGACUUAGUAGUUAUCAUGUAAUUACCAGAUAAUUUCAUGUUGUUACUAGGUAAUUACCUGUUAAUUACCUGGUAAUAAGAAAGGGUUACCAAAAUUUUACUCUCUUUCUAAAGAUCUGGGAUUCAUUAAUGAUGCAUGUCUGUUAACCAAGCCGAUAUUUGACUGAAUAUCGUAUAAAUGACUCACCUUGACUUGUGUGGGCUCUUGGAUUUGCAGGUGGAGAAUAUAGUAGCAGCAGAGUACGAGUUGGAGCACCUUUUGUUGGAAGGUCACUGUUUCGACGUGAGUUCGGGUCAGCCGCCCCGUGGUCUCCAGUUCACCUUGGGUACCGCCUCCGAGCCGGUCAUCGUGGAUACAAUCGUCAUGGCAAACCUUGUGAGUUAUCGAGUGAUGAGCCCUUCAUGUCGAAGUGAAACACCUCAGAAGAGAAAACUGUUGAAGCUCAAGAACUUUAAGUCUCCUGUGCUCUGCUCUGUAGGGUUACUUUCAGCUGAAGGCGGCUCCAGGUGCCUGGAUCCUGAAGAUGAGGAAAGGUCGCUCUGAUGAAAUCUACAGGAUUUACAGGCAAGAACAUUGAACAUUGAGUCGAAGUGUCUUAUGUUUAAAUAAUUAAACUCCCUCGUCUAAUAUUAUUUUCUUUCUAUCAAUGCAGCCAUGAUGGGACCGACUCCCCAGCAGACUCUGACGAUAUCAUCGUUGUGCUGAAUAAUUUCAAGAGCAGGAUCAUUAAAGUCAAGGUCAGUUUAGUCUGUCGAGAGAAUUUGGAAAUUCAGCGUCUAACAUCAGUCUUAAAGAUGAAUCAAAUUUGACAUUUCAAGGACCUGAGCUGUUGUGUUUCUCGAGUCAUGAAGAAGUCCUACAGAAUGUAAAUGAAUUACAUAAAUAAAAAUAUACUGUACUUUCCAUUUGGGAAAUGUUUACAUGAUGAAAGUGGCAACAUGCGGGAAACUAAAAACUACAAACGAGAGCGGAUUCCCCUGAGUCAUCCUGACACAGCUGUGAGGAUGAAAUCCAGAAACAAAUAUACAAAUGAGCACAAAUGAAAGGCUUAAAAUAACAUAUGAGACCAUGAAGUGAAAAGAUCAAGGCACAAGAAAGACAACCAUCUAUAAAUGUGAAAUUUACAUCCACGUCUUUUUGGUUUAAUUAACUCCCUUCAGCUUUAAAAAGUGUCCCAAGGAGUUUCCAUGUAAACAUAUAAUCCGUCAAGAGUCAGUGUGGGAAGAUCCACGAGCUAUUGGAGACAUAUCGAGCGAGUUUACUUCAUCUUUAAUCAUUUGCAGAGCUGAUGUUUCCGACUAUACUGAAACUUAUUUAGCAUACAGUUGUUAAAUAACUAGUUUGAAUGUUGGCAUAUUAGAAUAACCCUCAAAUCUUUGGCUCUGUAUGACUAAAUUUGUGCUACAUUUGAUUAAAAAAACUUGUGUCUGUGCUCACUAUGUACAACGAGUCAUUGCAUCUAUCAGCUUCGAUUGUCCAGCUAACUACUUAAAAUGGUUUUGUGCAGGUCCAGAAGAAACCGGACAAGUUCAAUGAGGAACUGCUGAGUGACGGUACCGAAGAAAACGACACUGGCUUCUGGAAAUCUCUGACAAGGUAAAAUAUAUAUGUAUAUACAGGUGUGAUAAAGGCUCAGGUAAGAGUGGUAUAAAGGCAUAACUAGGUUGGAAUAAAAGCUCAGGUGAGGAAUGGUUGAGGGUGUAAUUAAGGCUGAGUUAGGGCUUAAGGUUAAGUUUUGUGUGUUAUAUGAGCUAAGUUAAGUCUUAGCUAUGAGUGUGAGAAAGGCUAGAUUAAAGUGUAAUGAAGGAUUACUAUGGAUGUGAUAAAGUUCAGUAAGGGCUCUUUAUAGAGUGAACGACAGGCUUAGUUAGGGGUGUAGUAAAGGCUACGUUAAAGGGAUAUUCCAGUGUAAAAUUAAUUUAGGGUCAAACACCACGUAACACCGAGUUAGACACCCCCUCAAGAGAUGAAUGUUGCCGACCGCUUGCUUCUCUAGUUAUACCAACUUUAGUAGCAACCGCACGAUAGCAAUACACAGCAGUCUAAGGAGCCAUAAACAAACCUCAACCAAAACGCCACUCUAUAGUCACAAAUAAUGCUCAGAACAGCACCUAACUUCAUCAACAGGACAUAGAGGGUCCCAGCUACAGCACUAACCACCAAACAUCUUUUUAACUUUGCCUAAUUUACUUUAGCAAAGAGACUAAACACAACUCACCUACUCUCUUCCAGCAGCCGCUUGUUUGUAGGUUGACCUCAGUCAGUCCAUUACGGAUUACAGCGGGGUGACGCAGCUCAAGGAAGAACAUAUAGGAUAAUUUCUUCAUGGAAAUGCAACCAGACCGAGACACUAAGGCAGAAGAACUACCGCGUCUGCAGUGCAAAAUGAUUAAUAUGGUGAUUAUUACUUCAAGGAAAUGAUAAAGAAAUGAUCAUAAAUGUUCUUCCUCGAGCUGCGUCACCCCGCUGUAGUCCGUAAUGGACUGGUCUGGAAGAAGCAGCUGCUUUUGCGCCAGAAUAUCCGUUAUUAGGGCCUUUUUUAAAAAUUGAAUUACAGCUUACAAAUCUGUCAAUGAUUCUUGUGCUGCCUGUUACAUUUCCUAAUGAUGUUGUACCACUUCUGAGCAUCAAAUAACUAAACGACAGGAAGGCUGGCUUCGUAUGCUCUCAUCAGAAAUCCUCUAACAGCUCCAUCAGUUCAAAGAAUCCCGAUUUCUCAACUGCAAAACGUGCAACAAGACAACUCUUUUCUAGUCAAAGAGGACUAAUGAUUAAAAACAGAGAACCGUGAAAUAAGUAAGCUGUUUCUCCUCCGUCUCCCAGAGGGUUUACAGGAGGAGGAAAGUCGGAGGAGGUGAAGCAAGAGAAGGACGACGUGAUCAACAUCUUCUCUGUGGCCUCGGGGCAUCUGUACGAGAGGUUCCUCAGGUGAGAAGGAAGGGAGAUCGUGGUAUCAGCCAAAACAUCCCCUCCUCUUCUGUGUACAAGGAUUUCAUUGAUUUUAGCGCUUUUGUUCUCACAGCUCCAUCACCAUCGUUUUUUUUACACUUCUCUCCCUCUCAGGAUUAUGAUGCUGUCAGUUCUGAAGAACACCAAGACUCCCGUCAAGUUCUGGUUUCUGAAGAAUUACCUGUCCCCCACUUUUAAGGUAGACUUUCUUUCUCUAUUCUUCGACUGGUGUUUCUUUUAAAACCAGCUGGCUUCCCAUCACUGAUGCGGAGAUUUUUCUCCGACGGCUACAGUCUUUUGUCCGUCCGUCAGUGAUGUGCGCUUCAAACAGGAGUUCUGAAAAAUGAAGGUGAAACCUGCAGCGGGGGGAGAGAGAUCUCCUGAUGAGGGAAAAGACUUCAGAGAUUUUCCUGGCUCGUAGCCUCAUUAUCAUUAUAAUUCCCGCUUUCUGAAUGAUGUCGGCGGCGUUGACGUUGCCAAGCUUCAUUACCCUGCAGAUAAUGUUUAGUUUUGUGACUCUUUUACAUUCAAAGGAGGCACCACAGCUCUGUAGGGUCACUCUUUUAAAGCGUGAAAAACUCAAAGAAAUGCAGUGCAAAGGGUUCACAAAAGAAACGGCAGCUAUCAGUGACGUGAUUAAACACAAAAGAAGUACUCACGCCUGAGAUUUCAACAUUUUCCUCAAGUCUUUUAACCAAUUUAUGCUUAUGAUUCAUGCUGAUUGGCUUGUUUUUUUUUUUCGCCGGGUUAUUCCUCAGGAGUUCAUCCCCCACAUGGCGAAGAAAUACGGUUUCCAGUAUGAGCUGGUCCAGUACAAGUGGCCUCGCUGGUUACACCAACAGACGGAGAAGCAGAGGAUCAUCUGGGGCUACAAGAUCCUGUUCCUGGACGUGCUGUUUCCUCUCGCUGUCGACAAGAUCCUGUUUGUGGACGCAGACCAGGUUAGCGCGUUCUUACUCUUUAUUUGGCAAGUGGUUAAUAAAGAGGUCCACAUAGUCUGUUUAUUUUUGAUGAAAGGUAGACAUGUCCAGCCUCAAGUGCUAAGUUAGACUUUCCAUGGUAUAAAUUUCGCCCAUAAUGUCCAUCCACUGUCCCAGUAGCGGGCGAUCAGUUUUCAUCCAGUUCCCUGUUAUAGCCUUUUUACAUGCAAUAAUCAAGACCUUAAAUAUAGAUAAACAUCUCCUUGUUCUAUUUCCAAAUACAUGAAUUUAGGAUAUCUUUGAAUAAUAAAGUGCAGGAUUUUUUCCAGACUCUCGUUCACGUCGUCCCAGAAAGGUUUUAUCUUUACACAUGACCAGAAAAUAUGGGCAUGUGUGGCGUCUCUCUGGCCACACUGCCUCCAACAGUGUUGUUUUUUGUCCACAUAUUUACCAGUAAUGUGUGGUGUUAGAAAGAAACAAGAUAAAUUCUUCCAUCCAAAAAGACGCCAGUUUUGAGAAUUAGUAGAGCUUUGCUGUCUUUUACAAAUGGAGAGACACUCAUCUUCUGACAAUCUUUUAUUCAUUUCGAGGUUAAAGCUCCUUAAAGUCAUUUUUAACUGAUUAUAAUCAAGAAAAAAAAAACUGGAAAUUCUGCGUCAGAAAAGUGAUUAUCCGCUGAUUUGUUUUGUCUCGCACAGAUUGUGAGAACUGAUCUGAAGGAGCUGCGUGACUUUGACUUAGACGGAGCGCCGUAUGGUUACACUCCCUUCUGCGAGAGUCGGCGCGAAAUGGACGGCUACCGCUUCUGGAAAUCUGGCUACUGGGCGAGCCACCUGGCCGGACGCAAAUACCACAUCAGGUACGAACAAACACACUCACACAGGCACUUCUUUUUUUUUUUUUUACUUUCCUGCAUGUUUCACGUGUUACCGUCUUUUAUUCUGCCUCAGCGCUCUGUACGUGGUCGACCUGAAGAAGUUCAGAAAAAUCGCUGCAGGAGAUCGACUCCGAGGACAGUACCAGGGGCUCAGUCAAGACCCCAACAGUCUCUCAAACCUGGACCAGGUCUGUGACUCCUCCUCCUAAUAUGACUCUGAAUCUGUUUAAGUCCCAGACAGUUUUGAGAGAAGUAUCAUCCAGCAGGCAGAUUUUUUCCUCUCAUCCUUUUGAGAAGAUUUUUUUUAUUUUUUAGAAAUCUCUGCAAAUCUCAGAUCUUCACAGUAAAUACUUUGUUGUCUUUUGCGUGUUUGCGAGAAAUUCCUCGUGGCUUCUGAGAUUUUGUUGGCAAACAGCGUCUCUGUUUAAUGUGAGAAACAACACAUUUCAUCUGAUCCUGAAAAGGCGUCUGUUUGCUUAUUGUUAUUUUCUCUGUUCACGAUUUUUAUGACAGCAGAAAUAUAACAGCUCAGACUCUCGUGUCCUCGAAUGUAGCAACAAGGGGAGCUUUUGAAACACUCAUAUUUUAAAUCCAGAAUGAAGCAAAGGCAGCAGAUUGUGACAUUGCAGAUUUAAGGUUGUAUAUGAAACAGAUGCUGCUGAAUAUGAAGCCUGAAUUGAACUCUGUCUGAAUGUGUCAUCUCUUACCUGUCUCCAGCAUGUCGUCAACCUCAAUGUUAAUGUUUUUUCUUGUUUUUUUUUUUUCCCAGGAUCUCCCCAACAACAUGAUCCAUCAGGUGCCUAUCAAGUCUCUGCCUCAGGAGUGGCUGUGGUGCGAAACAUGGUGUGACGACAGCUCAAAGAAAAGCGCCAAGACAAUAGACCUGGUAACAACACUUAGUCUGUUUGCAAGAUAGGACGAAAUAUUAUUAUGUGAUAGGACAUAGUGUGGUUGACCUACACAACCCUUUACAGUUCAGCUGUGUUGUAUGGUGAGGAAAUUAUCAAUCAAUCAAUCAAUCACUUAAAUUAUAAAGCACUUUUCAUACAUGGCUUGUAUCACACAGGGGAUACAAAAUCAAAUACAAACUGCAAAAACCCCACCCACCCUCCAAGCCCGAAUUUAACAGAGAUCCCCCCCUACUCACCCACCCACCCACCCAUCCACACACACACCCAGAUCGGGACACCAAGUCGAGGCUCAACAGGAAGCCACAGAGGACCUAGGAAACGCUAUCUUAAACUAAAAUGGGGAAACACUGGAGCUAAACCUAAAGUGAUAAAACCAUGACAAGAUAUAAAAAAUAAAGGAAAUAAAACAAUAAUAAUAAUAAUAAUAAUAAUAAUAAUAAUAAUAAUGAUAGUAAUAGUAAUAAUAGUAAUAGUAAUAAUCAUCAUCAUCAUAAUAAUAAUAACAAUAACAAUAAUAAUAAUAAUAGUGGUAAUAAUAAUAAUAACAAUAAUAAUAAUAAUAAAAUAUUAUAUAAUAAAACUUUUAAAAUCAAACAAUAAAAGAAAAUAAACAAAUAGUGUUAAAAUAUACUAAAAAAAAUAAAAAUAAAAUAUACUAAAAAUACUAAAAAAAGUAGACUAAAAGAGAGGCUAGAAGAAUAAAACAAAAAUCGGCUCAAGGCCAAAAUAAAAAGACUAAAAAAUUAGGUUUUUAGUAAGUGUCAUUCUUAAUAUAAGCCACAAGAGGGCAGACAGGCAAGGUGUAAGGAAGUCAGAAAUUCAGUAGUAAAAUUAAGACACGUAUAAUAAUAUGUGCAACUCUUGUUUUUUUUAAAAAAGAUAGAUAAAUAAAUAAUCAAAGUGGUAGAUCAACACUUAUUUUGAAGUUGAUUUAAUUCAAAACAUAGAAGAAGAAAAAGACCACCAGCCGUGUGAACAUCAUCUCUGAUCCUCGUCCAUCAUGUCUGAUUUUUCUGAUCUUCAGUGUAACAACCCCAUGACUAAAGAGCCAAAGCUGCAGGCGGCGGUCAGGAUCGUGGCUGAGUGGACCGACUACGACAAAGAGAUUAAACGUCUGCAGACCAGAGUCCAGGGGGGAGCGGACCAAACAGCCAAACAGCAAAGUACAGGUACUGACCGCUCACUGACAGGCAAAUAAAGUGUCAAUGGGGGUUCAACCAGCAGAUGGCAGUGUUGGAAAAAAAGAUCAUAACCUGACUUGUUCUCUGUCCUCCCUUUUUGUUUCUUUCAGACCCUCACACGGAGCUGUGAGGAUCCUGCGGCGGUGACGAAUACUGAACUCUGUUUAAAGAGUCCUCUUCAUGAAAACGCCUCUCUUCUGCCUGAGGGGGGCGCUGCUGAUAGACUGACCGCAAACCAGUGCUCAAUGGUUCAAACUGUUUCUCGUCUUUUAUAACUCGUGAAGGGGAGUCGAAGCUAUCAGCGUCAAUGGGUUUUACUGUAUGUGUGAGUGCAUUGGUGAGGAUGUUUUCCGUGAAGAGAAUCAUCAACUUCAAAGUCUAUUUUUUAUUUGGGGUACAGUUUUCAGUCCUCUAUAUAACUUCUCAGUCUGUAUGUUUGCACUGAUUGAGAUCUGGUUCAGGCUGUGGUUGAGGAGGGCUUUAGAAAACCUCACUGCUGGUUAUCUUUGGAUUUAAUCUUAACCAAACAUUUGGUGUUGGGAUGGAUUUCUGCACACUCACUGGAAUAAAAUUAUUAUGAGACUUUUUACGAGCUGGUAAAGGGUAACAUUUCUAGAUUUCUAGACUUCAAAUGAAGCUCUGGGAAAAAAAUCAAAACUUCAGACUCAGGCUGAAAAAUUCAGAUCAUGAAUAUGUUGUUUUCUCUAAUUCAUUUCUCCUCUCAGCGCCAUGUUGGUACCAAAUCUAAACACAGCACUUCAGGGCAUGGGUGACAGAUCUAGAAAUGAAUGACAACACUGAGAUAUUGUUUACAAUUAUCUGUUAUAAUGAAAAGUAAAAUCAGCAGGUUUGAUUAAAUCCAGUUUCUUGUAUGGAGAGAGGAGAGUUUGAGGUAUUUUAAGGGAAAGGCCACCAUGAAAUCUGACUUCAGCUGCAAAAUAUGUGAAAUCUCCUCUUCUGGAAACGUCCAGGAAUCUGUCUUUUCCCUGUUUUUGGCAGUGAAAUAUUUUUGUUAAAUAAACCCCCCCAAUAAUAACCGGUCAAAUGUUUCAUGUUUGCUUCCAUGUAUUAACAAAGACAUUGAUUUUAUUUGUUUGAUUUUUAUUUGAGUAUUUAAUUGAAAUGUCAGCGUGUUCUGCUGCUUAACAUCCAG
This is a messenger RNA of Xyrichtys novacula (pearly razorfish), 33056 nucleotides long. NCBI's taxonomy places the organism in Eukaryota, Metazoa, Chordata, Actinopteri, Labriformes, Labridae. The record is from the annotation of a GenBank genome assembly.